AUGGAAAGAUCAAACCAUCAAAUUGGUAAUAAUGGCUAUGAGGAUGAAGAUGACGUUGAUGACAAUGAUAAUAAGGAUGAUGAGGACGAUGAUGAUGAAGAUGAUGAUGAUGAAGAUGAUGUGAACGAUGAUGAAGAUGAUGAUGAUAACGGUAAAGGUCACGCGGAGAAACUUCUUACUCCCUGGUGCAUGGAUGAAACAUUGGAAUUGAACUACGUAACUAGAUUUUGGUGGACAGCAUAUAGAGAGUACCUGUUAAGAAGAUGUUGGUGCAGGGUGGAUCUGGGCAGUACCUGCUGGCACACUCCAAUGUUCGGACAUCUGACCACCAUCUGGUUCAUCAAGCUGCACAUGCACUUUCUGGUUACUUUUUCAGAUGAAAAAUACCUGCAAAAAAAUUUUUCUACCUCUUCUGAAUUGGUUCUCCUUACAUCAUUUUUUCUAUUGAAUAGUGACAACAUCUAUCCAAUUAUAUUUGUCAUGCACAAUCCAUUCUUUUAUCACCACAUAAAUACAUACUCAAAAAAUGAAAACUUCCAGCCGGCCCUCUACACAAAUAUGUCGAACAAUAAAUUGAAAUAUGCACAUGCAAAUGAAGACACAUAA
Messenger RNA from Helobdella robusta, 606 nucleotides. RefSeq lists its product as hypothetical. Lineage: Eukaryota; Metazoa; Annelida; Clitellata; Rhynchobdellida; Glossiphoniidae. The transcript is spliced from 6 exons. The record is from RefSeq and is a predicted model, not a curated record. The coding region runs from base 1 to 606 and encodes 201 amino acids.